Prorocentrum cordatum is the source of this 1035-nucleotide messenger RNA. NCBI's taxonomy places the organism in Eukaryota, Dinophyceae, Prorocentrales, Prorocentraceae. The record is from the annotation of a GenBank genome assembly.
AUGCGCGUGUCCGUGGUCACCUGCGCCGGGCGAGAGCGGCCGCGCGCCGAGGGGCGGCCCCCUCGCAGGAGUGGCCUAUUCACGCACGUGCGCGGCCUCCGGGGGGGGGGCCCAGGCACGCGGGCCGCCGCGGUCGCCUCGCACGCAGCGAUCGGCAGGCCGCACACCGGGGGCCACUCCGGCCCGGGGUCACCACCUGCGCGUGGCCGGCGAGAGCUGGCGGCCCUGGACGCCAGCCCGUCGUGGCGGCUGCGGGACGUGCUCGCGGGGACGCCCGCGCAGGGUGGCGCGCCGGGCAGCCGGAGGCGGGUGUUCCUCGGGGAGACGGAGUUUCGCGGCGGCGCGACCUUGGCCGAGAUCGGUGCCACUGGCGGCAGCGAGCUUACGUUGAUGCUGACUCCCACGCUGCAUGUGCUGACCGCCUCCCAUGACCUCACGGCGAAGAUCUGGCACGCGGAGUCUGGCCAGUGCCUGCGCACGCUGGAGGGCCACGACGGUUUGGUAUGGUCCGCCGUGUUCUCGCCGGACGGGCUGGAGGUGCUGACCGCUUCUCAAGACGGCACGGCGAGGAUCUGGCACGCGGAGUCCGGCCAGUGCCUGCACACGCUGGAAGGCCACCACGAUCGAGUGUACUCCGCCGUGUUCUCGCCGGACGGGCUGCAUGUGCUGACCGCCUCCGGAGACCGCACGGCGAAGAUUUGGCACGCGGGGUCCGGCCAGUGCCUGCGCACGCUGGAGGGCCACCGCGGUGGCGUGGUCUCCGCCGUGUUCUCGCCGGACGGGCUGGAGGUGCUGACCGCUUCUGAAGACGGCACGGCGAGGAUCUGGCACGCGGAGUCCGGCCAGUGCCUGCACACGCUGGAAGGCCACCACGAUCGAGUGAACUCCGCCGUGUUCUCGCCGGACGGGCUGGAGGUGCUGACCGCCUCCUAUGACCGCACGGCGAAGAUCUGGCACGCGGAGUCUGGCCAGUGCCUGCGCACGCUGGAAGGCCACUACGAUCCAGUGUUCUCCGCCGUGUUCUCGCCGCAAUAA